AUGCCACGACGACAACAGGCGAAGCCUGUCAAGAAGGUCAAGAAGAAGAGAGCAACUGGCAAGCCUGUCAAGAAGGUCAAGAAGCCGUGGAAUAAAGACCGGAAGCAAACCGUGGCCGACUCCAGCAAUGUGUUUAUAGAGUAUGAGGAUUUACAGCUGUUCUGGGCCUGUCUGCUGUUUUGCUGCGGACCAGUGUAUCUUGCUGCAGUGUGGCUCACGAUGUGCACCAGCCGCCGCAUUUCAGAGAUUUUACGAGUCAGAGGCCGGGAUUUUCACUUGGAUGGCGGUGGCUUCUGUGAUGACCCUCAUGUGCUAGUCAAAGAGAGGCCGCAGGAUAAAAAGAAACCGGGACUUGGCAAAAUACGUGGCAAAGUGGCUAUUGCCCGUCUUUCCAAAACCACCAUCUCCACCAUUCGCACGAUCCUGGCAGAAGGACUACCUUGGGCCUGCUGGCCUAUUCUGGAGAAAUACCAGUCCUCGCACGGCGAGAUGUUCGCGAAGAACAAGCCGACGACAAAGAAGACCUUCCAGCCAGGAGCUCUAGAGAAAGACAGCUUAUGGUUUCCUGCCCUCAGAACAUCCAAAACAUCGUGGAUGUCCCGCCAGAGCUGCUGGAACGCAGUGGCAAAAACUCGGGAAUUCAUGUAUGGGUUAACAGGCAAGCGGUGCUUUAACCCGGAUGCUAUCUUUAACGGCUCCCACACGACCCUGCACGGGGCAACAAGACACACAGCCGCAACGCUUUUGCUGUUCAAUCCUGGAGCCGUGCAACAGGAGCCGCCUUCCGAAGCUGCUGUCUUGAAUGUACAACAGCGCGUUGAUGUAUCGACCUUCCGCAGGCACUACACACACUGCAGAGUGUCACAAGUCAGGAAGGCGGUGGAAUACGCAGCUGUUCCCUUAAAGGAGAUGCCUUCUGCAGGGGCAGACAAUGGGCACUGUGAAGAUUCGCAGGAAGUCUCACGUGAGGCUGCUAGCAGCAGUUCCUCAGCCCAACUACCAGCUACUGCGAAAAGAGGAGCACCUCCUGCAGAACAGGUUCAUGAUGACGAGGUUCAUGAGGACGCGGUUCAUGAGGACGCGGAAGAGCCAGCAGCUCAUCAACCUGGGGCUGCGAAGAAGUGCAGCCGAAAUGCGUGGAGAAAGGUGCAACGUCGUGCGGGGAAGAAGAAGCACGAUGAGAAGUUUCACUUCUUUCUCUAG
This is a messenger RNA of Symbiodinium sp. CCMP2592, 1203 nucleotides long. Lineage: Eukaryota; Dinophyceae; Suessiales; Symbiodiniaceae. The record is from the annotation of a GenBank genome assembly.